This is a messenger RNA of Momordica charantia (bitter melon), 2077 nucleotides long. RefSeq names its product sorting nexin 2B. The record is from RefSeq and is a predicted model, not a curated record. Gene Ontology annotation, molecular function: phosphatidylinositol binding. Lineage: Eukaryota; Viridiplantae; Streptophyta; Magnoliopsida; Cucurbitales; Cucurbitaceae.
CUCAGCCUCAAUCCUCGAACUACUCUCGAGUCUCGAUUUCGUACCCACGUGGUGACUCGCUCCCUCGGCUGCCGUGUUCGCUCGUCUCCAUAUGCGGCUUCAUCACUCUCUCGAAAGCCUUCCAAUUCUUCUGCCCUCGCCGAUCAGCCGCCGUUUUCGCACCAAAUUUUCGGAAUUCGAUCAUGUUCGGAGUAGAAGUUUGAAGAAUUUUGCCUAGAUUUUAUCCAUUGUCUUUCGUGAUCUUGUUCUUUUUGUUUGUUUGUUUGUUUGUCUGAUUCGAUAUGAUGAGCUACGGGGAUCAGGAAGAGGCGGACCUGCACUCGUCUCGUGAAGAAAUGGAGAAUCUCGUUCUUGACGAUCCUCCCGACGGGCAAUCUCAUGGUAGGAACGGUCAAUUGAGUCGGCCGGUGACGAUAAACUAUGAUCCUUUGCUUUCGUCGCCGUCUUCUUACGCGGACCGCCAGAGCCCUGAUUCGCCUUUCGAUUCGUUUCUCGAGCCUCCUUCUUAUGCAGAGGCGAUUUUCACGUCUUUUGAUUCGUCGUCUAGUGCUCGCGAUGGCGGCCCCGACUUCUCUUCCACAUCGAACGCUUCAAGCUCUGAAUUCUUGAGUGUWUCGGUUUCGGAUCCACAGAAAAUGGAUGAGCUAUCCAAUUCGUUGGUCCCGGGUGGAAGCGGUUACUACACUUAUCUGAUUACGACGAGAACGAAUCUGCCCGAGUACGGAGGUCCUGGAUCCGAAUUCGGUGUUCGAAGGCGGUUCAAGGACGUUGUCGCACUGUCUGAUCGAUUGCUGGAGUCGUACCGUGGGUUUUUCAUUCCGAUGAGGCCGGAUAAGAACGUGGUGGAGAGCCAAAUGAUGCAAAAGCAGGAGUUCGUGGAGCAGAGGAGGGUUGCAUUAGAGAAGUAUUUGAAGAAAUUAGCAUUGCAUCCAGUAAUUCGAAACAGCGAGGAGUUGAGGAUGUUUCUAGAGGCAAAGGGAUCAUUGCCACUGGUUAGAAGCACUGAUGUAGCUUCAAGGAUGCUUGAUGGAGCGGUAAAGCUUCCGAGGCAGCUAUUUGGGGAACCAGCAGCGGCUGUAGAUUUGCAGGAAGUGGUAAAACCAGCAAGAGGGGGCAGAGAUUUGUUGAGACUCUUUAAGGAAUUGAGGCAAUCAAUGACAAACGAUUGGGUCGGGGCAAAGCCGAUGGUGGUGGAAGAAGAUAAGGAGUUCUUGGAGAAGAAAGAGAAAUUGAUGGACUUCGAGCAGCAACUUAGCGAUGUGUCUCAACAGGCUGAAUCGCUGGUGAAAGCUCAGCAAGACAUAGGAGAGACAAUGGGAGAACUGGGUUUAGCAUUUGUAAAGCUGUCCAAAUUUGAGACUGAAGAAGCUAUUGUGGAGUCUCAAAGAGUACGAGCUGCUGACAUGAAAAAUUUGGCCACUGCUGCUGUUAAAUCCAGCAGAUUGUAUAGAGAACUAAAUUCACAAACGGUGAAGCAUUUGGAUAAGCUUCAUGAUUAUCUUGGAGUUAUGUUAGCUGCCAAUGGUGCAUUUUCUGACCGAGAAAGCGCUCUACUGACAGUCCAGACCCUUUCAUCGGAUUUAUCUUCCUUACACACAAGGAUUGAGAAGCUUGAGGUUGCCUCAUCAAAGAUAUUUGGUGGAGACCGGUCCAGGUUACGGAAAAUUGAGGAGUUGAAAGAUACGGUGCAUGUAACAGAGGAUGCUAAGACUCGUGCAGUAAGAGAAUAUGACCGGAUCAAGGAAAACAAUAGGAGUGAGCUCGAGAGGCUCGACCGGGAGAUGCAAGAGGACUUCACAAAUAUGUUGAGGGGUUUUGUCCUUAAUCAGGUGGGAUAUGCAGAGAAAAUGGCAAACGUUUGGGAGAAUCUUGCAGAAGAGACGAGAGGUUAUGGAAGAAAAGAUCGCAGCUGAAAAUUUUGAUUGUAGUUUGACAAACUUGUAUACAAAAACAACACCUUUUGCAUUUAAAUGAGGAGUUUUCUUGUAGACUUAGCGAGUGGGUUCGGUACAUGUUCGUGAUGAUCUUGUGAACUCUUUAUUUGAGCUUUUAAAUCUAUUGUAUUCAGUACAUACAU